Molecule: messenger RNA, 4132 nt
Organism: Clunio marinus
Lineage: Eukaryota; Metazoa; Arthropoda; Insecta; Diptera; Chironomidae
Source: the annotation of a GenBank genome assembly
AAUGUGCAGUUUAUUCAUAUGACGACAUUAAAAUUGAUUGCGAGUCAUGGAAGACAUUGAAGCACAAAUAAAAGAAAUUCAAGAAAGAAAGAAACAGACUCAAGUCGAGGAGGAUCGUGACAAGGGAAUUGGUUUGCUUGAAAGCGGCUAUUUCGAUUCUGAUUUGUACGAUGGAAAUGGAACACAAAAAGGCAAAUAUGAAGGCUAUGUAACUUCAAUUGCGCCGAAUGAAGAUGAAGACGAAGAUGACGAAGAGCCUGUUAGAGCUUCAGAUAAAAGAACCAUGGGCUUUGGCGCCCCAAUGGCGUUCAUUAAUGACAUUGCAAGAAGUGAACCAGACUACGAUCCUUUUGAAAGUCGACGACCAAAGACAGUUGGAGAAAAAGAAGACGAAUAUCGACAAAAGAGAAGAAAGCAAGUUUUGUCACCAGCUCGUGUUGAUCCUUUUGCUGAUGGCGGCAAAACUCCCGAUGUCAAAUCACGAACCUACACAGAGAUCAUGCGUGAACAGCAACUGCGAGGCGAAGAAGCAGAACUACGCAAAAAAAUUCAAGAAAAAGCAAAAGAUGGAACAUUGAAGGUUUCUUCAUCAAAUGGUGAAGCAGCACGAGGGGAAGCAAAGAAACGAGGACGUUGGGAUCAGACAAUUGAUGAACAGUUUGUGCCAGCUAAGAAAUCAGCAUCUGGGGCUUUAACACCGACUUGGGAUUCAGAUAAAACUCCAGCUGACCAUCGUUGGGAUGAAACACCAGGUCAUAAAGGCAGUGAAACUCCUGGAGCAACUCCAAGCGCAAGAAUUUGGGAUGCAACUCCAGCUCAUCAUGCAACAACACCAGCACAUGAUUCAUCAGCACAGGAGAAGUCAACAAGACGUAAUCGUUGGGAUGAAACACCAAAGACAGAACGUGAAACUCCUGGACAUAAUUCUGGAUGGAUGGAAACACCUCGUGCUGAUCGUGCAACUGGUGAAUCAAUCAUUGAUUCAACACCCGGCGCUUCGAAGCGUCGUUCACGUUGGGAUGAGACACCAUCAGCUGCAACACCUUCAAUGACACCUUCAGGUGCUUCAAUGACACCGAGCAUGACUACACCACAUGCUUUAUCGACACCUGGACAUGCUACACCACUUUUAACACCUGGAGGUUCGACUCCAAUUGGAGCUAAAGCAAUGGCAAUGGCAACACCAACUCCAGGACAUUUAGCUUCAAUGACUCCUGAACAACUUCAAGCUUAUCGUUGGGAGAAGGAAAUUGAUGAAAGAAAUCGACCAUUUUCCGAUGAAGAAUUGGAAGCUUUGUUUCCACCUGGAUAUAAAGUUCUUCCACCACCAGCUGGUUACAUUCCAAUACGAACACCAGCUCGUAAAUUGACAGCAACACCAACACCAAUUGCUGGUACGCCUGUUGGAUUCUUCAUUCAACAAGAAGACAAAACAACAGCAAAAUUUAUUGACAAUCAACCAAAAGGUAAUUUACCUUUCAUGAAACCAGAAGAUGCACAAUAUUUUGAUAAGCUUUUGGUGGAUGUUGAUGAAGAAGCUUUAUCACCAGAAGAACAAAGAGAAAGGAAAAUUAUGAAACUGUUGCUCAAAAUAAAGAAUGGAACGCCACCAAUGAGAAAGGCAGCACUUCGUCAAAUCACUGAUAAAGCAAGAGAAUUUGGAGCUGGUCCAUUGUUCAAUCAAAUACUUCCAUUGCUUAUGUCACCGACAUUGGAAGAUCAAGAACGUCAUUUGUUGGUGAAAGUCAUUGACAGAAUCCUUUAUAAGCUUGACGAUUUAGUGCGACCAUUCGUUCAUAAGAUUCUUGUCGUCAUUGAGCCAUUGUUGAUUGAUGAAGAUUAUUAUGCUCGUGUUGAAGGUCGUGAGAUCAUCUCAAAUUUAGCAAAAGCAGCUGGCUUAGCAACGAUGAUCUCGACAAUGCGUCCUGAUAUUGACAACAUUGAUGAAUAUGUGAGAAAUACAACAGCAAGAGCUUUUGCUGUUGUUGGCUCAGCUCUUGGCAUUCCAUCACUUUUACCUUUCUUGAAAGCUGUUUGCAAGAGUAAGAAAUCAUGGCAGGCACGUCAUACGGGCAUUAAAAUUGUUCAACAAAUUGCAAUUCUCAUGGGAUGUGCAAUUUUACCGCAUUUAAAGUCACUUGUUGAGAUCAUUGAACAUGGGCUUGUUGAUGAACAACAGAAAGUUCGUACAAUUACUGCUCUUGCAUUAGCAGCACUAGCUGAAGCUGCAACACCAUAUGGCAUCGAAUCAUUUGAUUCAGUUUUGAAACCAUUGUGGAAAGGUAUUCGAACACAUCGUGGUAAAGGCUUAGCUGCUUUCUUGAAGGCUAUUGGAUAUUUAAUUCCAUUAAUGGACGCUGAAUAUGCCAGUUACUACACACGUGAAGUCAUGCUGAUUCUCAUUCGUGAGUUUCAAUCUCCCGAUGAGGAAAUGAAGAAAAUUGUAUUGAAAGUUGUGAAACAGUGCUGCGCAACAGAUGGCGUUGAGCCUCAAUAUAUUAAGGAAGAAAUUUUGCCGCAUUUCUUUAAACAUUUCUGGAAUCAUCGUAUGGCAUUGGAUCGCAGAAAUUAUCGUCAACUGGUUGAUACGACAGUCGAAAUAGCAAACAAAGUUGGAUCGUCGGAAAUCAUCAAUCGUGUUGUUGAUGAUUUGAAAGAUGAAAAUGAACAAUAUCGUAAAAUGGUCAUGGAAACAGUUGAGAAAAUUAUGGGAAAUUUGGGUGCCGCUGACAUUGAUUCACGUCUUGAAGAACAGUUAAUUGAUGGUAUUUUGUAUGCAUUUCAAGAACAAGCAACGGAAGAUGUUGUCAUGUUAAAUGGAUUCGGUACAAUUGUUAAUCAAUUAAGCAAACGAGUUAAACCUUAUUUGCCUCAAAUUUGUGGUACAAUUUUAUGGCGUUUAAACAACAAAUCAGCAAAAGUUCGUCAACAAGCAGCUGAUUUAAUCUCACGUAUUGCAGUUGUUAUGAAAACAUGUCAGGAAGAAAAGUUAAUGGGACAUCUUGGUGUGGUACUUUAUGAGUAUCUUGGUGAAGAAUAUCCCGAAGUCCUCGGCUCAAUUCUUGGUGCAUUGAAAGCAAUUGUUAAUGUCAUUGGAAUGACGAAAAUGACGCCACCAAUUAAAGAUCUAUUGCCACGUUUAACACCGAUUUUGAAGAAUCGUCAUGAGAAAGUUCAAGAGAAUUGCAUUGAUUUGGUUGGAAGAAUAGCUGAUCGCGGUCCGGAAUAUGUUUCAGCACGUGAAUGGAUGAGAAUCUGCUUUGAGUUACUUGAGUUGUUGAAAGCACAUAAGAAAGCAAUUCGUCGUGCAACUGUCAACACAUUCGGUUACAUUGCCAAAGCUAUUGGACCUCAUGAUGUUCUAGCGACACUUCUCAACAACUUGAAGGUUCAAGAACGUCAAAAUCGUGUUUGUACAACUGUCGCUAUUGCUAUUGUUGCUGAAACUUGUCGACCAUUUACAGUGUUGCCAGCUUUGAUGAAUGAAUAUCGUGUGCCCGAAUUAAACGUUCAAAAUGGAGUUUUAAAGUCACUUUCAUUCCUGUUUGAAUAUAUCGGCGAAAUGGGGAAAGAUUACAUUUACGCAGUUGUUCCAUUACUGGAAGAUGCUUUGAUGGAUCGUGAUUUGGUUCAUAGACAAACAGCUUGUGCAGCUAUCAAGCACAUGGCACUUGGAGUUUAUGGUUUCGGAUGUGAAGAUGCUCUCAUUCAUUUGUUGAAUUAUGUUUGGCCGAAUAUCUUUGAGACAUCGCCACAUUUAGUUCAAGCGUUUAUGGACGCUGUUGAAGGUUUGCGUGUCGCUCUUGGUCCAAUAAAAAUCCUUCAAUAUACACUUCAAGGACUUUUCCACCCUGCUCGUAAAGUCAGAGACGUUUAUUGGAAGAUUUACAAUUCACUUUACAUCGGAUCACAAGAUUCACUCAUUGCUGGCUAUCCGAGAAUUGAAAAUGAUCCGAAAAAUCAAUACGUUCGUUAUGAACUCGACUACAACUUGUAAGUGCUGCUGCUGGUUAAUCUUUUUCUUUCCUUUUCACUUCUCAAAAAAUUCAAAAAUUCUUUUCAACAAUUAAUGUGACAUUAAAUGUUUAAUAUUCACACUAAAGAUUAAAUAAAAAAGUUUGCUUUAAACAAA